UAAGAAAUUAAAAUCAAGAUAAGACACCAAAAUCGAAUUUACUCCCAAAUUCCAAAUUCCAAAAUAACCGCAAAUUAUUUCUAUCUGUUUCUCACUACAUCAUUUCCAGAAAAAAUCGAAAGAGGGAAAAAGAGAGGGGAGAAGAGGGGAAGGAAAAGAGCUUGAAUUGCAACAAAAAUGGCGGGUUCAUCAUCAAAAUUCCACCAAAUUGAUGAAACCCUAACUUUAAUUCCGACCCUUCCUAACGAUCUCUCUGCUUUGAUCCUUUCUUUCAUACCUUUCACCUUUCAUGGCCGAUUGAAGUCAACCUGUAAAUCAUGGCGUAAUUUUUACUCUUCUAAAACCCCACUUUCUAUCCGCCAUGCUCAUCUUCCACUUUCUUCACUUUCUCACCUCCUUUGCCUGUUUCCAGAAGACCCUUCUCUGUCCUCCCCUUAUCUGUUUGACCCGACCCAUUUGGCGUGGGCCCCACUUCCGCCCAUGCCCAUCAACCCGCAUGUUUACUCUCUCUCUAAUUUUGCGUCUCUUGCAAUCGGACCGGAGCUUUAUGUGCUGGGUGGGUCCCUCUUUGAUACGCGGUCUUUCCCCAUGGACCGCCCCGUCGCCUCCGCCGCUGUUUUCCGGUAUGAUCUCGCGGUUGGUGUGUGGGUCCAGCUUGCACCGAUGAUCACCCCACGUGGGUCCCACGCGGCGGUGGCUGUGGAGGAGGGGCGGGGGAGGAUUGUGGUCGCGGGUGGUGGGUCUCGGCAUGCGAUGUUUGGUGCGGCGGGGACAAGGGUUGAUGUUGCUGAAGUGUAUGAUGUUGAGAAGGAUGAGUGGACAUCACUCGCUGACCUCCCAGGUUCCCGGGCCGGGUGUGUGGGUUUCUGCGUGGGUAGUGGGAGGGAGUUAUGGGUGAUGGGUGGGUACGGCGAAGCAAGGACGAUAAAUGGCGUUUUGCCGGUGGAUGAACACUAUAAGGAUGUGGUGGUGUUGGAAUUGGAGAAUGGUGGUGGUGGUGGUGGUGGUGGAGUGGAGCAGGGGAGGUGGAGAGAAAUUGGGGAUAUGUGGGGUAAUGAGGAGCGAGCUAGGCUUGGAAAGGUGGUUGUAAUUGAUGAUGAAGGGGAGAAGAAUUUGCCAAAGGUGUUUAUGCUUGAUGGAAAUGACAUUUUCAGGUAUAACAUGGCAUCGAACCGAUGGUUUAAGGAGUCAACCGUCCCAAGAAAAGCACAAGACGGAUCACAGUUUGGGUUCGUGGCACUUCAAGGAGAACUUCAUGUGAUCUCCCUCCUUCAAGGAGUUGAACUAUCAGCAAUUCGAAGAUCUAGACAUCGAAGAAGGGGUACUGUUCUGUUCAUGCAAAUUUACGACCCCAGAAACAAGUCUUGGAGAUCACUCGUUACCAGGACACCUUUCCAGUUUCCAUUGGAUUUCAGAACUGCAGUUAUGUGCACAAUUCGUGUCUAGCUUAUAUACAUAUAUUGAUGAUUGCAACAGUAUAGUAAACAAGUAAAUCCAUUGUAAUUUGCUAAUUAAUUAGUUCAUUGAUUUGUAUAACUCUGUUCAUACAGCCUUAAUUUGUACAACUUUCAUGAGAUAUUGGAAAUAUUCUAAACUUCAUCCUCUAAAACAAGUAAA
Messenger RNA from Spinacia oleracea (spinach), 1617 nucleotides. RefSeq names its product F-box/kelch-repeat protein OR23. Lineage: Eukaryota; Viridiplantae; Streptophyta; Magnoliopsida; Caryophyllales; Amaranthaceae. The record is from RefSeq and is a predicted model, not a curated record. The transcript has 2 exons. Gene Ontology annotation, molecular function: protein binding. The coding region runs from base 178 to 1446 and encodes 422 amino acids.